GAGUUAGCCUUGACGUUGUUGCUACAGUAAACCAACAAAAUUGAUUGAUUCCGGAAUAUCAGACUGACUACAUGGAAUGGCUCUAAGGCUUGCAUGUGGCUGGAAAGUAUUUCGCUGAUCCAUACUCGAUACUAUCAGUACUUCAGAGUCAAUCCCACCAAUGGCUUGCCGGAUCUAGCGGUCUCAGACUAAGCUGCUUCAAGUUGACCCUGAACCAUCAUGCACAAAAACCCGCCUGAUGACACGUCGCGUCCUCCCAGCUCGUUCUGGAAGUGGCCCCACUUCCCAGGUACAGUGCAUGAUCCUGAAAAUGGUAUUCCCGAGGAGGUCUACAAUGAGCUUGUGAGAUACACGAAGUUUGCAUCUGGCGCGUAUCAAGUUCUAUGCCCGCGUCCGAUGGGAAACACAUUAGUCACCCAGUUUACAGAUGUAAUUACGGCUACUCAAGGUUUCGUUGCUCGUGAUGACACAAGGAAUGAACUUGUGGUUUCAUUCAGGGGCAGCCGUGAGAUUGCGAGCGCGAUGAUUGAUACGUCCCUCGUGCUUUCUCCCCUUCGUGGACCAGGCCUGCCAAAGAACACGGAUGCCCACGUGCAUACAGGCUUUCUUUAUGCUUUUAGAAGCGUUGGAGAGCGCGUGCUUAAUGUUUUACGCGAGCAGUUUGAGAAAUAUCCCGAGUAUGAGGUAGCUGUGUCCGGUCAUUCGCUUGGAGGUGCCAUUGCCUGCAUUGCAGCAUUAUCUAUCAGGAACAGUUUCCCUGAUGCUGCGCUGCGAUUGUUCACAUUUGGACAGCCAAGGACAGGGGAUCACUCAUUCGCUGAGCUCGUGGAAUCCGUGAUCGGAAUGGAUAAUAUUUUCCGAGCCGUGCAUUCGUUCGACGGCGUGCCGACAAUGAUACCUACGAGGCUAGGCUACAAGCAUCAUGCCACGGAAUAUUGGCAGUUCACCGAACCGCCGGCUCCACGCCACGUACGUAGAUGUGUGGGCAGCGAAGAUCCAGAAGGGAGUGCCUCUAUACCAUCGACAGGCAUCAAUCUCCCGCAUAUGGUGUAUUUCGAACAGCUGAUCGCGUCGGAUCCCACCGUUUGUAUCUGACAUCUGAUUAGAUCCAGACAUCUUUGAUUGCCGAUUGACCUACCUCUUUAGCCCCUCAUUUUCGCAUAUGUGUGUAUUUCUUUCCCCAGCCCUACUACUGGGCGCAUCCAUCAUGAUGGC
Messenger RNA from Suillus clintonianus, 1215 nucleotides. RefSeq names its product Alpha/Beta hydrolase protein. Gene Ontology annotation, biological process: lipid metabolic process. Lineage: Eukaryota; Fungi; Basidiomycota; Agaricomycetes; Boletales; Suillaceae. The transcript has 13 exons. The record is from RefSeq and is a predicted model, not a curated record. The coding region runs from base 220 to 1095 and encodes 291 amino acids.